Molecule: messenger RNA, 1198 nt
Organism: Corylus avellana
Lineage: Eukaryota; Viridiplantae; Streptophyta; Magnoliopsida; Fagales; Betulaceae
Gene: TRN2
Product: Tetraspanin family protein
Biological process (GO): auxin-activated signaling pathway
Cellular component (GO): membrane
Source: RefSeq, a predicted model, not a curated record
CUCGAGAUAUGCUCUUUAUAUAGUUAAAUUCUCCACAGCUAUAUAUCUCUUUCCUAUUCAUCUUAUGUUAAUUAGAAGAUUUUGAACAACAAACAGAACCCACAAAACCUCCCAAGCAAUAUUCUCUAACAAAGAUGGCUCUAAGCAAUAAUGUCAUCGGAGCCAUCAACUUCGUGGCUAUGCUCCUCUCAGUACCGAUCAUAGGGGCCGGAAUCUGGCUGGCCACAGAACCGGACAACUCUUGCGUCAAAAUCUUACAAUGGCCGGUCAUCAUACUUGGGGUGUUGAUCUUGGUCGUGGCACUAGCAGGCUUUGUCGGAGCUUUUUGGCGGAUCCCGUGGCUCCUUAUUUUUUACCUGGUCGCCAUGCUUGUUCUUAUAAUAUUGCUUGCCUGUCUGGUGGUUUUCGUCUACAUGGUCACCAUGAGGGGGUCCGGCCACCUUGAGCCGAGCCGGGCUUACUUGGAAUAUCAUCUUGAUGACUAUUCCGGCUGGCUCCGGCGGAGGGUUCAAAGUUCUUACAAGUGGGAGCGCAUAAGGAACUGCCUUAGCUCAACAACUAUGUGUGCUGAGUUGAGCCAGAGUUAUCGCAUGGCUCAGGAUUUCUUUAAUGCACAUAUUACCCCCUUGCAGUCGGGAUGCUGUAAGCCACCGACCCAAUGUGGGUACACAUUCGUGAAUCCAACCUACUGGAUAAGUCCCAUUAACACAGCAGCCGACAUGGAUUGCCUGCAAUGGAGCAACGAGCAGACCCAACUUUGCUACAACUGUGAUUCAUGCAAAGCUGGAUUAUUGGCCAAUCUGAAGAAGGAAUGGAGAAGAGCAGAUAUUGUAUUGCUCAUUACUCUGGUUGCUUUGAUUUCUGUAUAUUUGAUAGGGUGUUGUGCAUUCAGGAAUGCUAAAACUGAAGACCUCUUUCGCAAAUACAAGCAAGGUUACACGUGAGAGAGGAGUAAUUCUAAAUAUUCACCUCUCAGUCUCGUUCCUAUAUUAUUAGCAAUCUAAGAAUUGAUGAGCAAUCCAAUCAUAUAAGAGCGGGAUAAGAGAUGAGUACUUAAAAUUACUCUAAGAGACAAAUGCAUGCAGCUAGCUUGUUACAUAUGUGUUGGGUGAAUGGCAUUUUGGAUAUUUUUGUAUAAGAAAUAUUGCACUGUUUCUUUUCUUUGUCGUGGGGUUACAUAUAUAUAUAUGUCUUGGGU